Messenger RNA from Acipenser ruthenus (sterlet), 4775 nucleotides. Its product is annotated as structural maintenance of chromosomes protein 5-like. Gene Ontology annotation, biological process: double-strand break repair via homologous recombination. Bases 100 to 3354 code for a protein of 1084 amino acids. The record is from RefSeq and is a predicted model, not a curated record. NCBI's taxonomy places the organism in Eukaryota, Metazoa, Chordata, Actinopteri, Acipenseriformes, Acipenseridae. Gene Ontology annotation, molecular function: ATP hydrolysis activity; ATP binding. Gene Ontology annotation, cellular component: Smc5-Smc6 complex. The transcript has 24 exons.
GAUGGCCUUCCAUAGAAAUGCAAAACAGACACGACUCUCCUACCGACGCGUUAAACAGAGCAAUAAAACACGCCCCCUUGUUCGACUCACUUGUUCAAUAUGGCGGCUAUAGCAAAAAGGAAGCGAGUCGUCAGCUCCGAACUCACUAAUAUAAACAAUGACAAUGAAAAUGCUUUAAUGAGACCACAUGCUAAUGAGGCUGGACCCGAAGAUAGCACACACAAUCUGCAGUUUGUGGAAGGAUCCAUAGUUCGGAUUAAAAUGUACAACUUCCUAACCUAUGACUUCUGUGAGGUGUAUCCAGGACCAAAUUUAAACAUGAUCGUGGGAGCUAAUGGUACAGGGAAAUCGAGCAUAGUUUGUGCCAUCUGUUUGGGUCUAGCCGGAAAGACUUCCUUCAUUGGAAGAGGAGAUAAAAUUGGACUUUAUGUGAAGCGAGGAUGCAACAAAGGCAGCAUUGAAAUUGAGCUUUACAAGCCUGAUGGGAACCUUGUGAUUACUCGAGAAAUUCAAGUUGAAAACAAUCAAUCAAUAUGGGCGAUCAAUGGGAAGCAUGCAACUCAGAAAAAUGUGGAAGAAAAGGUUGCAGCCCUUAAUAUUCAAGUGGGCAAUCUUUGUCAAUUCUUGCCUCAGGAAAAAGUUGGGGAGUUUGCAAAAAUGUCAAAAAUUGAACUGCUUGAAGCAACUGAGAAGUCAAUUGGGCCUCAAGAGAUGUACAAGUUUCACUGUGAUUUAAAAAACUUCCGUUCAAAGGAGAGGGAGCUAGAGAAUUUGUGCAAAGAGAAAUCCAGUUUCCUGGAGAAAAUGAAGCAGAGAAAUGAACGGUACAAACAGGAUGUGGAACGUUAUUACGAGAGGAAACGUCACUUGGAUAUGAUCAACAUGCUGGAGAGGAAAAAGCCUUGGGUGGAAUACGAAACUGUUAGGAAGCAGUAUGAAGGUACGAAGAAUGAGCGCGACCAGGUGAAAAAAGAUUUGAAAAAGUUAAAAGAUGACCAGGCACCGAUGCUACGCAAAAUCCAGGCUUUUGACAGGCAAAUUGAAGUCAUUGAGAAAAAGAUGAAGGACAAGUCUUUGGAGAUCAAAGAAACAUCACAAAAGUGUAAGCAAAAACAAGACAUGCUGGAUCGUAAGGACAGAGAGAUUGAAGAUAUACAGCAGGCCCUGAAUCUUAAGCGGGAUGAAGAGACGGACCGGCAGAAGAGGAUUAAUAACACGCGACGCAUGAUCAAGGACUGGCAGAGCGAACUGAGCAGCAUCGGAGACCUGGACCACGUGCAGCCUCAGAUAGAUGACAUCAACUGCCAGCUGCGGCAGAUUCAAGAGGAGAAAGCCAGUGCUGACGGGGAGCGCACAGACCUGAAGAGAGAGAGGGACAACCAGGAGAGUGAGAGGAGAAGACUAGCUAAUCACUCCAAGAAAUUGGAAGAUAUGAUGAACAUGAAACAGGAGAAACUUCGGGAGAGGUAUCUAGACACCUAUAAGGCAUUCACAUGGCUGAGAGAAAACAAAGACCGGUUCAAAGGCAGAGUCUACGAGCCCAUGAUGCUUGUGAUAAGUGUGAAAGAUCCUAGAAGUGCGAAGUUUAUUGAGAACCACAUUCCACUUAAUGAUCUCAGGGCCUUUGUAUUCCAAAAACAAGAAGAUAUGGAAAUAUUCCUUAAGGAGGUACGUGACACCCAGAAAUUAAGGGUAAAUGCUGUCCUCGCACCUGCCCCGUCAUGUGCAAACAGGCCGCCACCAAGACCAAUUGAGUACUUGCAGCGUUACGGAUUUUACUCAUUCUUGCGAGAGCUGAUUGAUGCCCCGGAAGAUGUUAUGAGUUAUCUCUGCCACCAGUACAGAUUGAACGAGGUUCCUGUUGGGACUGAGAAGACCAAAGCAAUGAUUGAAACAGUUAUAAGAGAGUCCCAGCUGAGACAGUUUUACACAGCAGAAGAGAAAUAUAUUGUGAAAAAGUCCAACUACACCAACAAGACAAUUUCCAGUAACUCUGCUCUGCGCCACCCUCAGUUCCUUACAUUGACUGUGGAUGCUGAUGAAAGAAGGCAGCUUGAAGAACAGCUAAAGACGAUUCAACAAAAGAUGCAGACAUUGGAUUCACAAAUGAAGGCCCUGUCGGAACGUCAGAAUGUGCUGGAUCGUAGGGACAAUGAGCUCAGAACGCAAAAGAAAGACUUGUCUGAGCUGAAGGGAAAAAAAAGGCAACUGGAACAGAAAAUUAGCACCAAACAAGACAGUUUGAAGCAGAUGGAACAGUAUGCCAUCAAUCUACAACAAGAAGAAGAACGGACGAAAGCGAAGAUAAAGGCAGUCAAUGUCCAGAAAGUCAAGCUUGUAUCCGAACUCAUGCUGCUUAUAAAAGACUGUACAAAACUGAGCAUGGAGAAGGUGAACCUGUCUCUUGAAAGUACUGAGCUGAAUGCCCAGAAGAGCAAGCUAGAAACAGAUUGCAGAGAAGGGUCUUCACAGCUGAAAAACAUGGAGAAACAAUACACAGAGUUGGAGAACAGAAAGCUUUCACUGAUGGAGAACUGCAAGGCAUUGUUGAAGAAAGCAAAGGACAUGUGUAAUCUGGAUCCAGGGCAGAAUGCUGUUCCAGAGGAGCUCCAUUCUGGGUUCCGUAAGCUUCCAAAUACUCUGGAUGAAAUAGAUGCUUUACUUCACGAGGAGAGAUCAAGAGCUUCCUGCUUCACUGGCUUAAAUGCUUCAGUUGUUGAUGAGUACACAAAGAGGACCCAGGAAAUUGAGAAUUUAACAAAAGAACUAGAAGAAAAGAAAACUGAAUUGGAUAAUUACAGGCAGAAUAUUUCCCAGGUAAAAGAAAGGUGGUUAAAUCCACUGAAACAGCUUGUAGAGCAAAUCAAUGAGAAGUUUGGUGAUUUCUUCAGUUCCAUGCAGUGUGCUGGGGAGGUGGACCUACAUUCUGAAAAUGAGGAGGAAUAUGACAAGUAUGGAAUUCGCAUUCGAGUUAAGUUUCGCAGCAGCACCCAGCUCCAUGAGCUCACUCCACAUCAUCAGAGCGGCGGCGAGCGCAGUGUUUCCACCAUGCUGUACCUGAUGUCUCUGCAGGAGCUUAACCGCUGCCCUUUCCGUGUAGUGGAUGAAAUUAAUCAGGGUAUGGACCCAGUCAAUGAACGGCGAGUUUUUGAAAUGGUGGUGCGCACAGCUUGCAAGGGAACCACUUCUCAGUACUUCUUUAUUACACCCAAACUGCUACAGAAUCUGACAUAUGCUGAUGAGAUGACUGUCCUGUGCAUACAUAAUGGGUCCCACAUGCUGCCUCCUACCAAGUGGAACUUGAAAGCUUUUUACAGAAGACGACAGCGAGUUCAGCGGAUGCUGGCCCAGUGAAGAGAACUUCAACUCGCUCUUCAAUGCACAGCUCUUGUUCUCAGAAUGGUAAUAGCUGUUGAGGAGUCAGUUAACAGCAGUAUAUGGAAAAUGUAUGCUUAUGGAAUUCCACUAAGUUCUAAUGUGUGUUCUGUAUAUAUUUAAUCAGUUCCUCUGUAGUUCUUUUACUUAACAAAAAAAAAGUUAAAAGUAAAAAACAAAUGAUGGCAACAGGACUGCAAAGAUGGUGCUGACAGUAAAUACAGUACAAUCUGUGGUUAUCAAAAGCUGUGGUUUAGUUCAUUUUUAUGCAAUGUUACAACCUUAUUUGAAAGGUUACAUUUUUUUGUCUUCUAAAAAUGUAAGGAAUUGAAACAUUGCUGUUUUUCUGUUUAACAAGCACAGUAAAACUUGUUUGAUAUUUUUUUAUUUAUUUUUAUAUUGAGAAAUAUGGUUUAGGGACUAUUUUGUGUCCAUGCCAGCAAUAUAGAAUAUUCCAAAGGCUUUUGCAAAUUUAACUUCAAAAUAUACAGCAUUUUAAAUAUUGACAUGUAUUGUGUUUCCAGUUAGUACAGUAAGUAGGUUAACGUUAUAGAUAACGUUAUGAACUCCAAAGUUAGUUCUCAUAUGAAAUCCAAAGUUAGAGAGGAGCUUCCAAAAUUGCUAUUAUUGUUUGGGACAAACAUUUUCCAUGUGUCAUGAGUUAGAUAUUUGGAACUGGAGGCCUGAAAAUUGGAUCAUAAAAAUGACUCUGCAUGUGCCUACAAAACAGUCACAGAGAGCCAUUAAAAAGACAAGAAUCCUGUGUUUUAGUGAUUUUGUUUGUAGAUCAAACUGAUUUAUCUUGGCGUCCAAAUUAAAAUAGAACUAUUAUAUAUCAAUAUUUGUGAACUGUAUAACAAAUAUUUGUACAAGAAAAUGAUUAAAUAACUGUUUCGGCUCUUGGUUCAUGUGCUAUGAAUAAAAACUUGUACGAUAUUUUAGGUAAAUAUUUCAGUAAAGAUUUGUAUGCAGGUUCUCUGCUAGAGGAAAUUGAUGUCAACUUUGCCCAAGUUGUAAUAUUUUCAUCACCUGAGCUCCAAAGAUUUAUCAAUUUAAGUUUCUAAAAAGGGCAUCGUUCCAUAACCUGCUUUGUGUAAUGUAUUGGAAAUGGCAUGGACAAUUGCAUAGCAAUAUUUGUUAUACUAUGCCUUUGCUAAAUAGGAGGUAAUGGGACAUGACCCAGCCACUACCACCCUUUAAAUCUAAAACUUUGAAAUAAUGAUAAAUCUGUCAAACCAGAUGGUUGUGUGGGAGCUAUUGGUUGAAUUAACAUGGACUGGCCCUUGAGUAAUUUGCAUGUUUGUUAUUGGAGCUCAAUUCUGUGCAUUUUGUAUGCAAGUGUUUUUUGUUUUUUGUUUUUUUGCAUUCUUUAUAGUUUUAAAAUAAAGAUUUAAUGAAUA